Molecule: messenger RNA, 1533 nt
Organism: Penaeus vannamei (Pacific white shrimp)
Lineage: Eukaryota; Metazoa; Arthropoda; Malacostraca; Decapoda; Penaeidae
Source: RefSeq, a predicted model, not a curated record
AUGUGGGACGACAAACUGAGUGCUGUGUUACAUAUGAGGGAUUACAUAUCUGACACACCCAUCCGCCCCUAUACCCUCCCUUCCUCAUCAUCCUCUCCACGCCCAGCCACACCUGCAAGCCUCCUGCCACGCCACCAACCGUCCAGCCACACAAGCCUCCUGCCACGCCCACCAACCGUCCAGCCACACCUGCAAGCCUCCUGCCACGCCCCACCACGUCCAGCCACACCUGCAAGCCUCCUGCCACGCCCACCAACCGUCCAGCCACACCUGCAAGCCUCCUGCCACGCCCACCGAUCGUCCAGCCACACCUGCAAGCCUCCUGCCACGCCCACAACCGUCCAGCCACACCGUAGCCACACCUGUAAGCCUCCUGCCACGCCCCACCGAUCGUCCAGCCACACCUGCAAGCCUCCUGCCACGCCCACCAAUCGUCCAGCCACACCUCCACACCUGCAAGCCUCCUGGCCCACCCGUCCAGCCACACCUGUAAGCCACGCCCACCGUCGUCCGCCACACCUGCACACCAACAGCCACACCUGCAAGCUCCUGCCACGCCCACCGAUCGUCCAGCCACACCUGCAAGCCUCUUCCCACGCCCACCAAUCGUCCAGCCACACCUGCAAGCCUCCUGCCACGCCCACCGAUCGUCCAGCCACACCUGUAAGCCUCCUGCCACGCCCACCAGUCGUCCGGCCACACCUGUCCUACUGCCACGCCCACCAAUCGUCAGCCACACCUAAAGCCUCCUGCCACGCCCACCAGUCGUCCAGCCACACCUGUAAGCCUCUUGGCACGCCCACCAAUCGUCCAGCCACACCUACAAGUCUCCUGCCACGCCCACCAGUCGUCCAGCCACACCUGCAAACCUCCUCCACACCCACCAAUCGUCCAGCCACACCUGCAAGUCUCCUGCCACGCCCACCAACCGUCCAGCCACACCUGCAAGCCUCCUGCCACGCCCACCAACCGUCCAGCCACACCUGCAAGCCUCCUGCCACGCCCCACCAACCGUCCAGCCACACCUGCAAGCCUCCUGCCACGCCCACCAACCGUCCAGCCACACCUGCAAGCCUCCUGCCACGCCCACCAUUGUCCAGCCACACCUGCAAGCCUCCUGCCACGCCCACCAACCGUCCAGCCACAACUGCAAGCCUCCUGCCCACCUGUCCAGCCACACCUGUAAGCCUCCACCACGCCCAUCAGUCGUCUAGCCACACCUGCAAGCCUCUCCCACGCCACCAUUGUCCAGCCACACCUGCAACCCUCCUGCCACGCCCACCAACCGUCCAGCCACAUGCAAGCCUCCUGCCACGCCACCAUUGUCCAGCCACAUCUGCAAGCCUUCCUGCCCACGCCCAUCAGUCGUCAGCCACACCUGCAAGCCUCCUGCCCACGCCCACCAACCGUCCAGCCACACCUGCAAGCCUCCUGCCACGCCACCAUUGUCCAGCCACACCUGCUGCCACCACCAAUCCAGCCACACCUGCAAGCUCCUGCCACGCCCCACCAACCGUCCAGCCACACCUGUAA